AUUGGGGAUUUCCCAUUGAAGGAAGAGGGUCGGAGGAGAGCGCUCCGAUUUCCAAUUCGAAACGCGUUCGGUAAAGUUAUGAGAAGUUGUAGUGGUUGAUUAUGGAUAAAGAGAGUCCGCGGUCUAUUUCUUUUCGCACACAUCGUAGAGGCGAAAGGAGUAAUUUAAACCAACAUAGUAAAGAUGUUGAAGAGGGAUUCCCUCUGGGAAGGGUGACACAGGAUUAUCCCAUGAAGAUUGUUUGGAAGAAGGGCUUUAUUCGAUUGGUUCUUGUAGGUGGCAUUUUGUGGAUGCUACUAAUUCUCCUCGCGUCAUUAUUUCAUGUUUGGUCCUGCCAGUCUUCUAUCUCUUUCUUCUCAGCUAUGUGUAACAAAGAGAGCAAGGUCUUCUCCAUGUUAGACUCCCUUGGGUUUGUACCAAAAGGACAAUCGCAACACCGCUGUCCGAUUCCUGUUGUCAGUGAUCCUGAUAAGAUAAAAAUUCCAAAAGGAAGAACUCCUGAUGAAAUUGUCAAAAACUUAACAUACGUUUUAGAUGAUGAGAUUUUGCCUGACGGAACUCUGUCAUCCCCACUAUUCGGAGGACAUCAAAAUUGGGCUCAGAGAGAGGAGAGUUUUAGACUAAAAUCUGACAUGAAGUUGCACUGUGGUUUUAUUCGAAACGGUGGUGCUGAAAUGGCUCCUGCAGACAUCAACUAUGCCAAAAAAUGUAGGUUUGUGGUUGCAUCAGGCAUUUUUGAUGGUUAUGAUGUACCCCAUCAACCUUCAAAUUUAAGUCCUCGUUCUAAGAAGCUCUUCUGCUUUCUCAUGGCGGUCGAUGAAACAUCUCUUGAAUUUAUCAAGGGAAAUGUGACAGUCAGAGAGGAUAAUGAUGGGGGAAAAUGGGUUGGUAUCUGGCGUCUUGUUUUGUUGAAGCAUCCGCCUUACGAUGAGCCAAGAAGGAACGGGAAGGUCCCCAAGAUAUUAACCCACCGCAUGUUCCCUAACACCCAGUACAGCAUUUGGAUCGAUGGUAAAAUGGAGCUCAUGGUUGAUCCAUUGCAAAUUUUAGAAAGAUAUUUAUGGCGUGGGAAGCAUACAUUUGCCAUUUCUCAGCACAAGCACCACCGCAGUAUAUACGAGGAGGCUGAUGCAAACAAGCGGAGGAAGCGAUAUGCUCGACCUCUUAUCGAUCUACACAUGAAAAUUUAUCGUUAUGAGGGUUUGGAGGCAUGGGAUCCAACCAAGAAAACCGUUAGUGGUAAGAAGGAACACCGUAGAUUUUUUGAGUUGUGUAAUUUGUUAGUUCUGUUUAUUUGUUUCUCCUCCGCUCAUUUUUAUAAACUGAUUCAUUAUCGCUAUCAAUCCCUAGAUUCACACUCAGCUCACAAGUUACUUCCUAAGUAUUUUGGCCCAUUUGAAGUCAUUGAAAGGGUGGGUCCGGUAACCUACAGACUCAUGCUGCCUGCUAACUCCAAGAUACACCCAGUUUUUCAUGUUAGCAUUCUCAAGAACACUUGGGUCCAUUAG
Molecule: messenger RNA, 1508 nt
Organism: Malus domestica (apple)
Lineage: Eukaryota; Viridiplantae; Streptophyta; Magnoliopsida; Rosales; Rosaceae
Source: RefSeq, a predicted model, not a curated record